Rattus rattus (black rat) is the source of this 2704-nucleotide messenger RNA. It is a transcript of the gene Aamp, whose product is annotated as angio associated migratory cell protein. Gene Ontology annotation, cellular component: cytosol. NCBI's taxonomy places the organism in Eukaryota, Metazoa, Chordata, Mammalia, Rodentia, Muridae. The coding region runs from base 1002 to 2309 and encodes 435 amino acids. Gene Ontology annotation, molecular function: protein binding. The record is from RefSeq and is a predicted model, not a curated record. The transcript is spliced from 11 exons.
GACUGCAGAGGAACUCACCGGAGACAUACGUAUGAAGGAAAUUCGGGGAACUGUUUUAAAACUGCAGCUUAGCUAUCCUAAAGGAUAACUAACUCCAUCCCGUCGAAGAGGAAGCUGAAGCCCGGAGAGACGAGCUGCUUCGCACAAGGUCAAACCGCUAAUUACUCAGUGCUAGAACUCAAACCUCCAGAAGCCUAGGGCUCUUUCCUCUGCACUGCGGUGAGUGUGAAACCCCUGGGACGCGGGAGUCGAAAGAUGUCUCUGGUACUCUCUCUAGCAAUAAGACCCUAGACAUGCCGCGCGACCUAAACGCAGGGGUUAGACUGGAUGACCUCUAGAGCAUCUUUUCACCCCCAGACUCUCUUAAGAUCUUAAAGAGAGAUGUGGGCAGCAAUUGGCAGCCUGACUUCCUGCUGUCGCGCUGGGUAGGAUGUAAGGGAAACGGAAUCUUUUAAAGCCCUGCCCUCCCCAGGGUCCCUCUCCUUACCCCGGAGGACGCGGGCAUUUCUCGCCCCCCGGCCCUUCAGCGCCGUAGCAGCUACCACCGCCGCCAUGUUCGGGUCCCACCCCCCUUCACUGCGCUCCCCGUCGGGAAUUGUAGUUUGCGUAAGGGGCCUCCCCCGCGCCUUCCGUCCUGCCUACAGAGUCGAAACUACAUUUCCCAGAAGUCCGCAUAGCGGGCCCGGGAGAACUACUCCUCCCAGGAGACGCCGGAGGCGCGCACGCUCGCUUGUUUCCCUCCAGCCGGGGGCGGAGUCGUGUAGGGUGGAGCUUGGACUCUCCCGCCACGCCCCGGCCUGGUCAUCCUAGUUCUGCCUUAUGAUUGGCGUCUCUGUUAGUCCACCUCUGUUGCUAUUGGCCCGGAUGCCGUCGCUCUUUCGUCUGGGAGUCACCUACGCCUACUUCCUCCCGGGAGGAGGGGCUCGAGUUCCGCGUCGUCGCGCAGAGCUGACUCUGGGAGGCGUUUGGGCCCAGAGAAGUGGAUCGGUAGGUUUCGCCGCAUGGAGUCCGAAUCGGAGAGCGGAGCGGCCGCUGACACCCCGCCUCUGGAGACUCUGAGCUUUCACGGAGAUGAAGAGAUCAUUGAGGUGGUAGAGCUGGAUCCAGGCCCGCCGGACCCGGAUGAUCUGGCCCAGGAGAUGGAAGACGUGGACUUUGAGGAAGAGGAAGAAGAAGAAGAGGGCAAUGACGAGGGCUGGGUCCUGGAACCCCAAGAAGGGGUGGUCGGUAGCAUGGAGGGCCCCGAUGACAGUGAGGUCACCUUUGCAUUGCACUCAGCAUCUGUGUUUUGUGUGAGCCUGGACCCCAAAACCAACACCUUGGCAGUGACGGGGGGUGAAGACGACAAAGCCUUUGUGUGGAGGCUCAGCGACGGGGAGCUCCUCUUUGAGUGUGCAGGCCACAAAGACUCUGUGACAUGUGCUGGUUUCAGUCAUGAUUCCACCCUAGUGGCCACAGGGGACAUGAGUGGUCUUUUGAAAGUAUGGCAGGUAGAGACCAAGGAAGAAGUCUGGUCCUUUGAAGCAGGAGACCUGGAGUGGAUGGAGUGGCACCCUCGGGCCCCUGUUCUGUUGGCGGGCACAGCUGACGGCAACACUUGGAUGUGGAAGGUACCAAAUGGUGACUGUAAGACCUUCCAGGGCCCCAACUGCCCUGCAACCUGUGGCCGCGUCCUCCCUGAUGGAAAGAGAGCUGUGGUAGGGUAUGAAGAUGGUACCAUCAGGAUUUGGGACCUCAAGCAAGGAAACCCCAUCCAUGUACUGAAAGGGACUGAGGGUCAUCAGGGCCCUCUGACCUGUGUUGCCACCAACCAGGAUGGCAGCCUAAUCCUGACUGGUUCCGUGGACUGUCAGGCCAAGCUGGUCAGUGCCACCACUGGCAAGGUGGUGGGUGUGUUCAGACCUGAGACAGUCGCCUCCCAGCCCAGCCUGGGAGAGGGGGAGGAGAGUGAGUCCAACUCCGUGGAGUCCUUGGGCUUCUGCAGUGUCAUGCCUCUGGCCGCUGUUGGCUAUCUGGAUGGAACCUUGGCCAUCUAUGACCUGUCUACACAGACACUCCGGCACCAAUGUCAACACCAGUCGGGCAUUGUUCAGCUGCUGUGGGAGGCUGGCACUGCUGUGGUGUACACCUGUAGCCUGGACGGUGUUGUACGUCUCUGGGAUGCCCGGACUGGCCGCCUGCUUACUGACUACCGGGGCCACACUGCUGAGAUCCUGGACUUUGCCCUCAGCAAAGAUGCUUCCCUGGUGGUGACCACCUCAGGAGACCACAAAGCAAAAGUAUUUUGUGUCCAGAGACCUGACCGUUAACGGCUGCAGCCUCUGGCAUGGUGUCUGGUGUUGAGGGGGGAUAAAGGGACCCCUGCCCCCCCCAGCAGAGGUGUGGGUGCAGAGGGAAGAGGAGGGGAGAACAUUGGACUGCUUUCCAACCCCUUCAGCUGACCUGCCUACUCCUUGUCCUUUUCUUCCCUGGAGACCCACCUUGCCAGGCCUGCCCUCCCCUGUCCAGCCCUGGGGCCUUUUAGGAGGCCAUGUCUCUUUCACUUUGAUUCGCUGGUGUGAGCCAUGGGGUGCGUCUUUGUAUGUUGGGGGUAGGUCUUUGAGGUUCCCGUUCUUUCCCUUCCCAAGUCUCUGGGAAAGGAAAGGAGGAAGAGAGACUAGUUACAGAUUUUAAAAAUGUAAAUAAAAUAUACUUCCCGUUGGCA